Messenger RNA from Danaus plexippus (monarch butterfly), 2012 nucleotides. RefSeq names its product neuroglobin-like. The transcript has 4 exons. The record is from RefSeq and is a predicted model, not a curated record. Bases 297 to 875 code for a protein of 192 amino acids. Gene Ontology annotation, molecular function: heme binding; oxygen binding. Lineage: Eukaryota; Metazoa; Arthropoda; Insecta; Lepidoptera; Nymphalidae.
GUGGGUGAGUCGCGUCACGUUGGACCGCACGUGUGGUGACGCCUUUAUACUACGAAACUAUUGUUUAGUGAUUCAAGGAUUUCACAUGUAAAUGAUAAGAUAAGAUAAAAGAUGUGCUCAGCGCCGAGUCAUUCGCAGCGAGUUGGACAGCGUCAUUCUUAAGAAAUGGAAUGACUUUCGAGUAGUGCUAAUAUAUUUUUAAAGUGAAUUAAGAUAUAAUGACGAUAGUGAAUUGAGUAAAAGUUAGAGUGAAAUGUCAAUUUUGUGAGUUAUUGAAGUGAUAGUUGUAGUGAGUCAUGGGUUGUCAGCUGGGUAAGCUGGCUGCUUCUGAGCGAAGAGGAAACAACCAGGAUCUUGGCGAUGGGCCACCACCUGCCACAGAUCCUCGACUGCCUUUAACAGCAAAGCAGAAGUACUCUAUGCUCGCCUCUUGGAAAGGAAUUUCGAGGGCGAUGGAAAAAACUGGAAUUUGCAUGUUCAUUAAGUUGUUCGAAGAAAAUCAAGAUCUGCUGAACAUGUUUGAAAAAUUUCGUCAGUAUAGAACGAAGGAGGAGCAGAUCAACUCGAUGGAGCUCGCUGAACACGCUAACAAUGUUAUGAACACUCUAGAUGAGGGAAUCAAGGGUUUGGACGACUUAGACAAUUUCUUUGAAUACAUCCAUCAAGUUGGUGCGAGUCAUCGACGGAUACCUGGUUUUAAAGUAGAAUAUUUUUGGAAAAUAGAGACGCCGUUUCUCGCCGCCGUGGAAUCAACGUUAGGAGACAGAUACACUCCGAAUGUUGAGAACAUUUACAAAAUAACCAUUAAGUUUAUCCUUCAAACCCUCGUUGAAGGCUACGAGAAGGCUGGGAAAUCAAACGCUAAUACAACGUGAACGAUUCACUUUUGAAACAUUUGUAACUUGUCCUAAAUGUUUUGAAUUUCGUGACACUUUAUUUAGUCUGAAGUUAAAUCUAUUCACUCCGGCGUUCAUAAUACUACGGAAUUUCUAAGAAUUAUAAUUUAUAUAAAUGUAAAGUAACGUUCCGAUACAAUACAACAGAGGGGAAGAACUGACAACGUUUGGAUAUUUACUGCCGAUUUUACUCUGAAAUAAUGAUUUAUCUGUCAAUUCUACGUAUUGAGUUUAGAAGGUGUUACUUAGGAUCUCGCGUAGUUUAGAAAUGCCUAACUACUGUUAAAAUAGAUAUUUGGUGUGACCACAUAGUGAAUAUGAACCUUUUUGUAGAUAUGUAUAUGUUUACCCGUUUAACAAACUAUCAAACGAGUCUGAUAACACGUUUUGGACAUGUUUUAAGGGUUAUGUCAAUUCGUUGCAAAGUACAUGGAAAUAUUUCUACCUGCAUGCAAAUUUGAUUUCUAUCUAUGGCCUUAAAUGUAAGUGUAUCUAAUGUGAAUAAAUGUAUAAAAUAAUAUGAUAUAUUUAUAAUAUUAUUUUAAUGUAUUAUAACGAUCACAUUGGCGGAUAUUUAAAGUAGCUCGUGAAUUUUUUGUUAAUACUAACUUCUUGGAGUAAUAAUUCAAUAAAUGUCCUUUAUUAACAUUAACAUUAUUUUGUUUUUCUUAACAACAGUUACUAUUACGUAUAAAGAACUCAGAAAGAGAUAAAAAUACUUUGAGAAUUCAAGCUUACAGCCCACUCAAAUACCGCAAGUGUGAUCUAAUGAAAACGAGAUAGUCCGAAGCUCUGACGCUUCUAGAUAAAUAUAGAUCUGUAUGUCGAUAUGAAGAUUACUUAUGUAUUAAUUCUUCUUCUUUUCCAAAGCUUUAUAUUUAAUAAGUGUGCGUUACAUAUCUUAGCAGUUUCGCAAUAUAAUAUUUUUAACGACAUAAAAAAAACAGUCACUACUAUUAGUUAUUGUACAUAAUUUACUAUAAGAAUAAUGUUUCGUUUUAACUAUUUAGAUGUUUUAUUCAAGUUUCUUUUAAAUUUAUUGUACAGUUAAAAAUAACUACAACAUUACGUAAUACAGGUUUUUUGUUAAUAAAAUUGUAUCCGGACUAUAACAGU